UAAAAAAAACGUCCACGGUCUCCUCGCCAUAUUGCAGCGGCGUUAGCUCAUCAUCCGCCUCAUCCAGCGGAUUUAAAAGCGUUCAGCGGCUUAGAGACGCCGUGGAUGUGAACCUGGCGGAGCUGGACGGACUCUGAGUGGACGGUGGUGUGGAGUUCUGAGAGGUGCAGUGGAGACUGGCUCUCUCUGAUGAAGAGCCUGGAGGUGGUGGUGUCUCUCUGAGCACCUCUCUGAUCCGAGAACGCCCGGCUGCGUGGUGUGUGUGUAGUUUGUGUGCAGUAUGUCGGUCUCCAGCACCCCCACCAGUAACGAUGCCUGUCUGAGCAUCGUCCACAGCCUGAUGUGCCACCGGCAGGGCGGGGAGAGCGAGUCCUUCUCCAAGCGGGCGAUUGAGAGCCUGGUGAAGAAGCUGAAGGAGAAGAAGGAUGAGCUGGACUCGCUCAUCACCGCGGUAACCACCAAUGGAGCGCACCCCAGCAAGUGUGUGACCAUCCAACGCACACUCGACGGACGCCUGCAGGUUGCGGGUCGUAAAGGGUUUCCUCAUGUGAUCUAUGCUCGUCUGUGGCGCUGGCCUGACCUGCACAAGAACGAGCUGAAGCAUGUUAAAUACUGCCAAUAUGCCUUUGAUCUGAAGUGUGACAGCGUGUGUGUGAACCCGUACCACUACGAGAGGGUGGCGUCUCCGGGUAUCGAUCUGUCUGGACUAACUCUGGGUGCAGGUCCCAGUGCGGGGCUCCUGGUGAAGGAGGAGUUCGAAGGUCAGCCGUCUCACUCCAGCUCUGAAGGUUCUCACAGUAUUCAGACCAUUCAGCACCAGCCCGCCCCUUCGCAGCCGGCUCCGCCCACCACCACACGCCCCGCCCUUCCGGACACUUUCAGCAGCCCCACUCUCCUGCCCCCGCCUGAUGCUGCAAGCUCCGCCUCCAGUUCCGCCUUCCCCACCAUGGCUGCCGGACCAGCCACAGCGACUGGUCCCUGGCCCAGAGCAAGUGGGUUCACGCACAGCCUGCAGCACCAGAACGGCCAUUUACAGCACCAUCCGCCGCAGUACUGGCCUGUGCACAAUGAGCUGGUCUUUCAGCCCCCCAUAUCUACCCACCCAGCCCCAGAUUACUGGUGCUCAAUAGCGUAUUUUGAGAUGGACGUGCAGGUAGGCGAGACCUUUAAGGUGCCGUCCUCGUGUCCUGUGGUGACAGUGGAUGGUUAUGUGGAUCCGUCCGGAGGAGACCGGUUCUGCCUGGGUCAGCUGAGCAACGUGCACCGCACCGAGGCCAUUGAGAGAGCCAGGCUGCAUAUUGGUAAAGGAGUGCAGCUGGAGUGUAAGGGUGAAGGCGAUGUUUGGGUGCGAUGCCUUAGUGACCAUGCGGUGUUUGUACAGAGUUACUAUCUGGACCGGGAAGCUGGUCGAGCUCCGGGCGAUGCUGUGCACAAAAUCUACCCCAGCGCCUACAUCAAGGUGUUUGACCUGAGGCAGUGCCACCGGCAGAUGCAGCAGCAGGCAGCUACAGCUCAGGCGGCAGCAGCAGCUCAGGCUGCAGCAGUGGCAGGAAACAUCCCAGGACCCGGUUCAGUGGGAGGCAUCGCACCAGCCAUCAGUCUGUCGGCUGCAGCAGGUAUAGGUGUGGAUGACCUGCGGCGACUCUGUAUUCUGCGUAUGAGCUUUGUGAAGGGCUGGGGUCCUGACUAUCCUCGUCAAAGCAUCAAAGAAACUCCAUGCUGGAUUGAGAUCCACCUGCACCGAGCCCUUCAGCUGUUGGAUGAAGUUCUACACACCAUGCCCAUAGCUGACCCCCAGCCACUAGACUGACCUCCUAAAGCCGAAACCCAGCCACUAGACUGACCUGCACCAUGCCCAUAGCUGAACCCCAACCACUAGACUGAUCUGUCUAUAGCUGACCCACAGUUGCUAGCCUGAUCUGCCCAACACUGACUCACAGCAGCUAGAAAGACCUACACAUAGUAGACUCCUGAGUGACCCUUAACUGACCUACAGCAUGCCUAUAGCUGGCCUCCACCAUGACUGACCCUAACUGACUAACACUCCUGCACUCAACUCCAGCAUCUUAUGAAAUGAGGUCCACUUUUAUUUGUUUUCUAGGCCCUUUAUAAUUCAGGCUAGUGGGUCAGUAUUUCACACAAAAAUGGUUCUAAAAGGAAUUUCAGCGAGAAAUAUCUUAGCACUGAAUCUCUAAAACAGUCGUUCAAGACGUUGUGCCAAAUUGUAACGUUCGACUUAGCAUCUUAGCUUUGGUGAGCAGGUGUAAGCCUUAAGUACGAGAUAUGUGGUGAAUAGCCUACGCUAAUUAGCGUUUGUCUUGCGCAGUGUAACCAUGUGAUGUGUGAGGUAAAGGGCCCAGGAGUGCAAACAAGUGGAGUUUCCAUUUAACCUCAUGCUAAAACCCCACUACUGCACACACACCCACCUGACCCCCCGACCGAAUGAACAUUCACUCAUCACUGUGAUCUAGGGUGCAGCCCAUCAGUACAGAAACAAAAACCUCGUCCACGCUUAAGAGUCACACAGGAGGACUCGACGGACACUCAAGCGGGAUUAGUGUUUGUUGACCCAGAGAGAAACAGUAUUCAUUAAUGAGCUCUGAAUUGAAGUGAAAUUGUUGUGAAUGGAGCUCAAAGACUUCUAUAGACUUGAACAGGACUCUGAACACUAACAGCCACCUGGAACACUAGCCGGACAUCUUGAAGCCUGCAGGGGGCGCACAGGAGCUGCUUUGAAGUUCGUCAGGCAGGUAUAGACAAUGAAUUAAGGAUUAGGAGUUUGUGUUUUUAGACAUCAGAUUAUGUAUUUUCUAAAGUAGAUCAUGAGUUUAUAUCCAGCAGAUGGAUAGUUAACCAACCACAUGUGAUGUAACGGUUCUGCUCCGUACAUUGCCCCGCUCUUCUUCUUUGAUGGACAGAAUCUUCCCCAAAACUCAGAUUGUAUCUGGCCCAGACGAGGCUCGGGCUGCUUCAGAUUUUCAACAUAUUUUUUUGUUAAAAGUAUCACAGUAUGCAUUACUGUUGCAUUUAUAGGGAGGUUUGCAGUAGCUAAACAUGUUAGAGACAACACUGUACCGUGUUGGAAAUAAAUGUGUUCAAGUGUAAAUAAACGUGUUGGAAAUGCU
Messenger RNA from Colossoma macropomum (tambaqui), 3125 nucleotides. RefSeq names its product SMAD family member 4 (gene smad4b). Gene Ontology annotation, molecular function: I-SMAD binding; RNA polymerase II cis-regulatory region sequence-specific DNA binding; DNA-binding transcription factor activity, RNA polymerase II-specific. The record is from RefSeq and is a predicted model, not a curated record. Gene Ontology annotation, cellular component: heteromeric SMAD protein complex. NCBI's taxonomy places the organism in Eukaryota, Metazoa, Chordata, Actinopteri, Characiformes, Serrasalmidae. Gene Ontology annotation, biological process: regulation of transcription by RNA polymerase II; BMP signaling pathway; transforming growth factor beta receptor signaling pathway. Bases 281 to 1810 code for a protein of 509 amino acids. The transcript has 11 exons.